Hyalella azteca is the source of this 465-nucleotide messenger RNA. RefSeq names its product transmembrane protein 141. The transcript has 2 exons. Lineage: Eukaryota; Metazoa; Arthropoda; Malacostraca; Amphipoda; Hyalellidae. The record is from RefSeq and is a predicted model, not a curated record. Bases 111 to 449 code for a protein of 112 amino acids.
UCAGUACGCUCGUCUCAGACGCAUAAGUCUAAGAUAAGUAGGCUAGGUAGGCUAACAGAUUGAAGUUAAUCUCAAAUUUUAAUAACUAAGUUAGUCCUGUUAGCAGAAGAAUGACCGACCGUAAAUCAGUGAUUUUAAAUCUGUUUGGUGAUAAACACCCAGGUUUGAAUAUAUAUUUGGAAUGCGUAUCUCGUGCUUACCUAUACGGCUUGGCAACUUCAACGUUGAGUUUUGCUUGUAGCUUCAGUGCUCAACGUUUACUCUCAACUUCUCUGCCAUAUUCAAGAAACGGGCAACUGCUGGUGUCAGCUCUGAUUGCUGCUGGCACAGCUUACAAAGUAUCCACUACCCGAACUCUAGCCUGCCAAGAAAUGUGGAUGAAAAAUGAAGAAAACCAUAGAAGCCAGUUAACUCUUUCCUCUGCAUCAGACAGUAGUUCUAUUUCAUGAUCUAUAGCUUUUGUAU